AAAACCGUUGCGCGUUGAAUGACGGCCGAUUGUUGCUUUCAACAUGCGUCCUUGCGCGAUGCUAUUGGCCGAAUAGGGCGACGUGCACCCGGGCGCCUGGUGCUGUGGGCGGGUGGAAGGCUCGUUUAUAACCCCCGCGUCUCCGGCGGUGGGCGGGAACGACAACCGCUGUGAGGGGAGCGAGAGCGGAGGAGGAUGAGGAAGACGCCAGACAGCAGGCUGUAGCGGCGGCCGGGUCCGCGGAGGCGGCCGUCCCUGGAUGCGUCGUGAGCCGCGCAUGGACGACCACCUGAGCCUCCUGCAAUCACCACCGCCGAGCGUGAGCAAAACACGAGGCGACAACUUGGUGAACCACGGAUACACCGAGACGGAGGCCGACGUCAUGACGGUCGCGGCGUGUGACAACAUGUUGGAAGAGUCGGCGGCUCUCCCGGGCCACCUCUCCCUGGAUCGAUACGAGCCGGACCACGAGUGCUGCGAGAGGGUGGUCAUUAACAUAUCCGGCUUGCGCUUCGAGACGCAGCUCAAGACUCUCUCGCAGUUCCCGGAGACCCUCCUGGGGGACCCCAAGAAGAGGAUGAGGUACUUUGAUCCCCUCAGGAACGAGUACUUCUUCGAUCGGAACCGGCCCAGUUUUGAUGCCAUUCUCUAUUACUACCAGUCAGGGGGGCGCAUCAGGAGACCCGUCAACGUCCCCAUUGAUAUCUUCUCAGAGGAGAUUCGGUUCUAUGAGCUGGGCGAGGAGGCGAUGGAGAAGUUCCGGGAGGACGAGGGCUUCAUUAAGGAGGAGGAGCGGCCCUUGCCGGAGAACGAGUUCCAAAGACAAGUGUGGCUGCUUUUUGAGUACCCGGAGAGUUCGGGACCAGCGCGGGGCAUCGCCAUCGUCUCCGUCCUGGUCAUCCUCAUCUCCAUUGUCAUUUUCUGUUUGGAGACGCUGCCCGAAUUCAGGGACGAGAACCGCGAUGCCAUCCCGAUCGCGCCCGUGAUCAAUGGCACCCUUCCCUAUUUCAUCAGCCCCUUCUCAGACCCCUUCUUUGUAGUGGAGACCUUGUGCAUCAUUUGGUUCUCCUUCGAGCUCCUGGUGCGCUUCUUCGCAUGUCCGAGCAAAGCCACGUUCUCCAAGAACAUCAUGAAUAUCAUUGACAUCGUGGCCAUCAUCCCUUACUUCAUCACGCUGGGAACGGAGCUGGCCGAGAGGCAGGGGAACGGACAGCAGGCCAUGUCGUUGGCCAUCCUGCGCGUCAUUCGCCUCGUGCGCGUCUUCCGCAUCUUCAAACUCUCGCGUCAUUCCAAAGGUUUGCAGAUUUUGGGUCAGACCCUCAAGGCCAGCAUGCGUGAACUGGGCCUGCUCAUCUUCUUCCUCUUCAUCGGCGUCAUUCUCUUCUCCAGCGCCGUCUACUUUGCCGAGGCCGACGACCCCGAAUCGGGAUUCAACAGCAUCCCGGACGCCUUCUGGUGGGCUGUGGUCACCAUGACUACCGUUGGCUACGGGGACAUGCAUCCCGUCACCAUCGGGGGCAAGAUUGUGGGCUCUCUGUGCGCCAUCGCCGGCGUGCUGACCAUCGCGUUGCCUGUGCCGGUCAUCGUUUCCAAUUUCAACUACUUCUACCACAGGGAGACCGACGGCGAGGAACAGGCACAGUACCUGCACGUGGGCAGUUGUCAGCCUCUGGCAGAGCCCGAGGAGUUGAGGAAGACGCGCUCGUCGUCGUCGUCACUCAGCAAGAGCGAGUACAUGGUGAUAGAGGAGCAUGGCAUCAACAGCGCCUUCAAGCAGCAGCCAAACUUUCCCACCAGCGCUCAGAACAACUCGCAGAACUGCAUCAACAUCAACAAGAAGAUCUUCACUGAUGUGUAGUUGGUUCUGGUGUCACGGACGUCGCGGGUGGAUGCGCGAUGGCUCAGAUGUCAUUACGGAUGGAAGCAGUGCUGGAUGAGUGAGGGGGUUUAAAAAAAAAAAAAAGCCCAAAUCCCAUCAGACAAUUAGAAUUGGUUCCAGUGCUUACAAUUAAAAAAAAAAAAAAAAAAAAAAAAAGGAAUAAAAUCACGUGCGGAGAGAAGGCACUCCUUAAAAGCCUGCAAUAGAGAGGGAACCUGUUGUAGCUGUUAAGGAAAGCUUUAUAACUGUGAAAGACUACAAAUGUAUACUUCAAUGACCUUCACGUUGUAUUAACCACAGUUGUGAUUCGUCAGUCGUAGCCAAUGUGCAAUAUCCAGGAUUGUUUUGAUGUGUUCGAUGUCUCUUUAAACACACGCAGUUUAGGAAAAAGAAAAACUAGUUAACCUUAUAUGAUAUGAAUUAGACUGUACUAUGCCUUUACCGUGCGUUAAAGUCUAGUGCAAAGCGCUACUCCACCUGUUAACAAAUCAACUCCCAUGUAGAAUAGAGGCGUUUUGUGGGGCCAGUGGACCACCGUGCUGUGUCUCAUCACCCGCUAAAGACACGUGUUCAGAGGAGAGCAAAACCGAGGCAGGGCUCUUCCACGCGCACACGCGCGCUUCUCUUUGGAUGCCUCAAAUAUAACCUGCUGUGAUCCAAUCUCCGUGGUGACGGCCGUUUCCCGGGCAACCCCAACCAGUGUUGCCAUGGCGCCCCUGUUUCCACAGAAACCGCCCAGAUGGCUUGGAAGCUAUAUUGAAGAUAAGCAUUCGAAUAACGUGUCUUCAAGGACUGCUGUUGAUGACGUCAAGUGUGUGUUGUGUGUAAACGCAACCUCGCAGAAAGGCAAACGUCAACAAGCUCUUCUGUAUUCGACUGUGAUGAUCCAAAUCAUGCCACCCCGAAUGAACCAGUCUGAAACCAAGGAAAUGGAUGGAGAGGCACCCUUUCAAGGAUUUCCGAAUGGACUGUCUGGCUCUCCUGGGUGCAAUACUAUUGGCGCCCAGCAGGGGAUGCUCUUCACCCACCGACGGCACCGUUUCUCAGGUGGAAGCUGUCCAGGCCGCCUGGAAGACUUGCAGCGCCCUCGUUGACUGACUAUCGUGCAGGGUUGUAAGACAGUAUUUCUGUGGACCAAAUGGGGUAAACUUGAUUGAAAAAAGAAUUACCCCCUGGAGGAGAAUUUCUUCCUCUGCCUUCUCGCUGGCGUCCUCAUACUUGGUGCCUAUAGCAGCUCCGCCCUGCCAAUUGAUCCUCUUUAGGAUCAAAAAUCAGGAAAAUCGCAAGAAUAUUAAAAAAAAAACCUCUCUCCAUACUGUGUCUACGGUACAGUUUAUCAAACAGCCCGCUUCAUUUCUAGCUGUGUAGCUGCUGUUUUGUGGCUGCUCUCUGUUUUUGCGUGAAAGUAUCACAGCAUCAACUGUUACACGCAGUCAGAAGAUUCAUCUUGACAAUUCUCUAUUUUGCCCAACGCUUUCGAAGAUGGAGAGAAGACAGCCAGCAGUUUCAAAACAAAGCACCCAAUUCCUCGGAUCUAUUCAGAUCUCUUUACAUGUGGAUGCUAUAUUCAUGUUUCUUCUCACUCAUCAUCAGUGCUAUUGAGAACAGAGAGUUCUUUUUUUCGUAUUGAAAGCUGCAAAAAAAAAAAAAAAGAGGCCAAACAUCGAGUGAAAGGAAACUGUGAUAUAAAUCAAAGACUGUUAACCACAUGCCUUUGUUAGCUCAGUGUGCUCUGUAUUGCUAACAUUUAAAAUACAUGUAUGUUACAUGUGAUUGUUGCUGCGAUUCCCCUGCCCUACACUUAAAAAAAAAAAAAAAGUGCACCCGGCACAGAGCUCGCAUCUGUCCCUGAGUGCUCUGCUGCAGAAUGUUGGCAGGGGAAGGCUAAGUUUGUCAGUAUUUGUUUGACGUUACUCUGUGCUGUCUUUAAACAUGACCCAUUUAACAAGA
Messenger RNA from Hippocampus zosterae (dwarf seahorse), 3829 nucleotides. RefSeq names its product potassium voltage-gated channel subfamily A member 3. Gene Ontology annotation, biological process: potassium ion transmembrane transport; protein homooligomerization. Bases 260 to 1858 code for a protein of 532 amino acids. Gene Ontology annotation, molecular function: protein binding; delayed rectifier potassium channel activity. Lineage: Eukaryota; Metazoa; Chordata; Actinopteri; Syngnathiformes; Syngnathidae. The record is from RefSeq and is a predicted model, not a curated record. The transcript has 3 exons. Gene Ontology annotation, cellular component: voltage-gated potassium channel complex; membrane.